GACAUUUGCCGCCAUCCUUAAAGAGAUGAGCGCAAAAAAUUGUUUCUAGUUCCUGUUCCAGGGCACGAGACGAGACACGAACAAACUGAACUGAACUGAACUGUCCGCGAGAUCGCGUUUUACUGGAGACGACAGUCCAUUCUGCGUGGUUUUCUUGAGAGAUCUGGCAACCGAGUUACAGUGCGUGUACCUACAAUAUGGCAGCGUGCGAGCUGCAGGGAGAGCUGAAGUACCGAGAUGGACGGACAAGCCAGUUUACAGUACCAGCAGAUGGCAGUUUGAAAGCAAUGAUAACUGGCAUCAAGAAAUUAAAUGCUGAUAUAUCUGAAGUUUUGACCACUCUUGUUGAACAAGAAAGAGGCUCAGUGGAAAACAGCACAGCGGAUGUAGAUGAUGAAGAAGAAGCGGACAGUGAUGAAGAGGAGAGGACUACAGAAAUGGCCACCAAAAAGUCAAACUCAGAGCCUCCAAAAAAGCGGAUGAAAACCUUGCGUUCUUGAUCUUCACAUCUUUCAUUGUUUUGUAAUUGGCGUUUACUACAUAAAGAUGUGUUGUUACAUCAGUAUCAGUAAAAACUUUUAUGUCAGUCAAGACUCAAGACUAUUUCAAGACUAUUUGCUGAAAUUUUGCCUUAAUUUGUUCCCAUUUUUGUUUAUGCAGUUUUUUUUUAUUUUUCAUAACUUCAGGUUCCAGUAAAAGGUGAAAGUAUAACUGUGUAAAAGGAAAAGUGUUUUAUCAAUACAUUAAAAAGUUACAAAUUGACAGUUGUUAUCAGUACUGUGGCUUCUUCAGCUAACAGGUGAUAAUAAACCACGGUGCAAUAAACUGGGUUCAAACAGUCUAGUAAAA
Carassius carassius (crucian carp) is the source of this 849-nucleotide messenger RNA. RefSeq lists its product as uncharacterized. The record is from RefSeq and is a predicted model, not a curated record. Bases 198 to 500 code for a protein of 100 amino acids. Lineage: Eukaryota; Metazoa; Chordata; Actinopteri; Cypriniformes; Cyprinidae. Gene Ontology annotation, cellular component: EKC/KEOPS complex. The transcript has 3 exons.